CAUAUUCCUGAACGACUUAUUUAAUAUGGCAUCUACAAUUGAGAGGAAGACGUUGGAAGCGAACGAGGAACCAGUUGACGAGGUGCUUCAGAUGCCCCCAUCAUUGCUGAUGUGUGGCGGCUGUCAGCAGAGCAUUGGGGACCGUUUCUUCCUCAAGGCCAUAGAGCAGUACUGGCAUGAGGACUGCCUGAGCUGUGACCUCUGCGGCUGCCGCUUAGGGGAGGUGGGCCGCAGGCUGUACUACAAACUUGGCAGGAAGCUGUGCAGGAGAGACUACCUCAGACUGUUUGGUCAGGAUGGGCUCUGCGCUUCUUGUGAAAAGAGGAUCCGGGCCUUUGAAAUGACCAUGCGUGUCCGAGACAAAGUGUACCACCUGGAAUGCUUCAAAUGUGCUGCCUGUCAGAAACACUUCUGUGUAGGGGAUCGCUACCUGCUCAUCAAUUCGGACAUUGUGUGUGAGCAGGACAUUUUCGAGUGGACCAAACUUAAUGGAAGCAUGGUGUAGUUUUCUCCUAAAUCAUAAACAACCUUUUAGCAUCUGCAACAAACCAUUUAUUCAAUCAAUUCCAAUUUUUACUGAAAACAAAGGGGAGAGGGGAUAUCUCUCUGGCUCAAGGAGCAACCACCAUGAACAUUUUAUGAAUUAUAUAUUUUUCUUCUUAUUUUUAAAAACAUUUUUUUUAAUUAUUAUUAUUCUAGCAUGGGAAAAUUGCCACGAGCAACCACCAUGAACAUUUUAUGAAUUAUAUAUUUGUAUUCUUAUUUUAAUUUUUUUUUUUAUCAUUUAUUUUUUAUUUUUUAUUCUAGCAUGGGGAAAUUGCCACAAGCAACCACCAUGAACAUUUUAUGAAUUAUAUAUUUUUCUUCUUUGUUUUUUGUUUUUUUGUUAUUCUAACUUGGGGAAAUUGCCACAAGCAAUAUAAAAUUCUUUUUCUAGUCGUGUAAGUUGAAAGUUAGAUAAAAAAGUGUUAUUUUUGUGAAGUAGCACAAUUCUGAGUUCUUAGAGUGUUAAUAAACAAAUUUACUCAUGUUUUUUUUUUUUUUUCUUUCAAAAACAAACUGAUGUGAGGCAGUCAGGCAGAAUAGAUCCAAUGGUUCUUCCUCACACCUUACAUACUGAAAGGGAAAGAUACUCACUGAUAACAUCAGCAACAACAUAAUAACAGCAAUAACUUAGUUAAAAUAAGUAAUAAAUGCAAGAAAUGCUAUUUUUCUACCUUGGUCUAAUUAAAAAUAUACAAUUAAGAGAUGCAUGUGUCCUGGGUUCAUGAAAUAAAAGCCCCAAAACAAUUAAAAAGAUGGAGUCUGGGUAAUCACAAAGCACUAUGAUUAAGGAAGUCUCAAUCAUAAGUUUCAUGGUCCAAUAAACAGUUCUCUAUAAUGGUCAAUUUUUUGUUUUUGUUUUU
Messenger RNA from Myxocyprinus asiaticus (Chinese sucker), 1406 nucleotides. RefSeq names its product rhombotin-2-like. The transcript is spliced from 3 exons. Bases 26 to 505 code for a protein of 159 amino acids. The record is from RefSeq and is a predicted model, not a curated record. Gene Ontology annotation, molecular function: DNA-binding transcription factor binding; transcription coactivator activity. NCBI's taxonomy places the organism in Eukaryota, Metazoa, Chordata, Actinopteri, Cypriniformes, Catostomidae. Gene Ontology annotation, cellular component: nucleus. Gene Ontology annotation, biological process: positive regulation of transcription by RNA polymerase II.